AUGAUCUCUGCCGCUCACAAAUGGCGGAUAUUCGAUGAGAAUCUGGGCAGUCGAGAUGACCACCGGUCAAGCGGAUCGCGCCUCCCUUCGCCCUUUCGCAGAUCUCGCACCAGCAUAUCACCUUCAGGAAGGUCGCGCUCGCCUUCGUCGCGGCCAGGAUCGCCUGGAUUGGGCAACGCGAAGGCACCUGAGCUCCUGUCGCAAUGCAUCUCCGUUCUAUCAUCCAUCGUCCUCGAAGACGGCAGGUUCAAGUUGAACCGCUAUACGCCUUCCCGUCCGCCAAAUACUCUGCAAGCUGUCACUCUCGACAUCGCUCAAUACUUGCUCUACGUUACCCGACAUGAACCGAAGACGAUGUGCCAAGUCGGGAUGGCUAUGAUCCCAGCUUUUUCAACAUUCCCUUCGGAAAUGCACCCUCGACUGCUGGUCUUCUUCGACAGCCUAAUCCGUGUAGUUUUGGAGGAUCUCAGCCUUGCGCAGGGAUUGGCUGAGGUGUUAGGAUCUACUGAAGGUCUCCUCUCUACGAUGGCGCCCGGUCAGGAGUCUACUGUUUACUACCUCAGCGCGCUCGUAUCGCCACUGCUCGCAGCCAUCUUCGAAUGCGUCGAUAUGGAACCCAGGGCGGAUGGUCGGAACGAUAUCGUGUACCGCGUCUACUACCUUUUCCGCCAUAUUGUCGACAGCAAGCCGGACGCCUACCUCGACAUACUCAGCGUCAUUGCAUACCACACGCCCCGCGCGCGUCGCACUGCCGUUCACGCCAUGCUAUCCCUCUGGGGCCGCGCGAUGGGGCAUCUCACCAUUUCACGCCCAGAACCAGUACCCGGCGCACCGGACGACGCGAACGCCUUCCUCCUAGACCAUCCCUACGCGCAUCACUUCGCGCCCUGGCGUUUCUCCGGCCGCGAAUGUCAUGCUUGCCACCAAGCCAUUGACGGCUUCGGCGUUUUCUGUGCGCUCUGCCACUGCUCAGUUCACUUCGACUGCUACGACCAUCCGCGGGGCAGCCACUUGUGCCAGUACUCCCUCGCGGGCGAUGCAGGUCGGACGAAAGUUGCAAUGUAUCGCUUCUGCGACGUGCUGAGCGGCUCGAACGCGGUGCAGCCAUACGCCGUGCAAUUGCGAAGACAUACGUUCCGCUACGCGAACCUAUUCACGCUGUGUCUCUGCUUCGUGUGUCGAAGACCGCUGUGGGGGUGCGUAGCUCAAGGCCUACGAUGCGUAUCCUGCGCACAAUUUGCGCACGCGGACUGCAUCCUGAACGGCUCGCGCGAGGACAUUCUUCAAUGCAGAAAAUUCCGCGUUGAUUCGACAUUCAUACAUAUUGACAUUGCGGAGCUGCGCGCCUCUUGUCUGGAUUUCUAUGGCGGUAUCCUGACCAUGGACGAUGGGGCGCUUAACCUAUGUGGAUACGAGGAGGUCUCGGUCUUCUAUGGUCAUCUGUGGUCCCAGCUGCAAAUCCUGGAUCGCGGCAUUGGGAUGGGCACGAUCGUCGUCGAGUCCAAUGGCAAGACGGUCGACCGCGCAGAUCCUCGCCUAUCCUUCGAGCUUCACACCAUGGUCGGACUUUGCCAGUCGCUCCUUGAAAGCGGGGGCUUGCCAGUAUCGGAGAGCUUGUCUGACUUCUUCCAGGAGAAUCACGCCUCGAUGCCCUCGCCUGCGCUCUUCUUCGAAUGGAACAGCCUCAUCUACGUGACAACCCUCCUCAAGUCGCCUAUCGCACUGAGCCGUAGCCAGCCCGGCGUGGCACCCUCUGGGUUCCUCAAUGUUUCGCCUGCCAUGGACAUUGAUGAUGCCACGCAAGAGGAACAGCACCCGUACGAGGCCGUCCGUGUCGCUUACAUGCGGGACAUCCUCGGCUACGAGCUCAACACCCGUUACGAUACCGCCGCGCGCUGGCUGCUCGAGCAUAUGCACCAGCUUGGACUGUUCGACCGGGUGGACAAGAAGCCCCGCCUGACGAUCGAGAGGGAAGAAGAGAAGGACGUGGUCUGCGUGUUUCCGCUGCCAUUAGGACUGGACAUUUCGACGUCCGUGGAGACCUUGGUGUCGGCGAUCGAGGCGUGCUUGACGGACAUCGACUUGUCGGUGAACGAGGCUGGCUUUUUGCUGCUGUUGCGGAGGUUCCCUCCGGAUGGCAUGUUGUCGAACUAUGCGCAGAAGCGGCUAACGCGCUCGCUGGUGAUGUGGAUUAUUGCAGAGGAUGCCAUGUAUGCCACCAUCCUUCGCGACUUCGUCGCGCGACGAAGGGCGCUGCCUGGCGUCAGGUCGGGACAAGACCAGCCACCGUGGCCCGUCUCUCGUGAUGCCCGCCCUUACCAGAAUAGCUCGGGCAACAGCGCAGGAGACUACGUCGCCUGCCGAACCUCACUGCUGCGGCAAUACGCAAAACCUUGGCUAUCGGCCUUGCAUGAUCAAGAUCCAGCGUUGUACUGCGCCUACAUCUACGAUAUCUGCAUGGACGCUGCACAAGAGGAUAGCAGAUCCGCCGACGCCGUAGUUGCACCUGACGAGGCCAAGAGGAAGCUGGUGGAGAGGCACAACACUGCCUUGUACCAUAUCGACAAGCUGUCGCAAGCUUCGGUGUUAUUCGAUAUCGCGGACCAUCUCUUCGUCGAUUGGUUGGAUGCGGUCGUCGCUCAGCAGCUCUUCCGGGAGGCAAGUGACGUCCCUUCCACCAUCUCAAUAAGCUGCUCGCUCGAGAUGCGGACAGCUUCAGGCGAAGUACGAUCAACGAUAGUUUCGAGCUGUUCCAUACAGUCAGCAGCAACCGCCGCGCCUGAUUCAUUCCCUCGAGUGCUGCGCUGGCUGUGCACGCUGGCACGCUCUGGAGUGGAUGUACCGAUCCAGACGUACAUCCGAUUCACAGAGGUGGCGAUCGCAGCAGACGUCUCGAUGGAAGAUGCGACCGUCCUCGUCAAUGCGGUGUACUCCUCGGCAUGGCUACGUUCUACGGGCAGGCACGAGCAGCAACGAGUGUUCGGAGAGCUGCAUUCUCAUCUGUCUGAUCAUAUCGUCGACUGCCUGAAGCUGGGGAAGGACAUGGAAGUAAUGUGA
Schizophyllum commune H4-8 is the source of this 3057-nucleotide messenger RNA. RefSeq lists its product as uncharacterized. Lineage: Eukaryota; Fungi; Basidiomycota; Agaricomycetes; Agaricales; Schizophyllaceae. The transcript is spliced from 8 exons. The record is from RefSeq and is a predicted model, not a curated record. Bases 1 to 3057 code for a protein of 1018 amino acids.